Molecule: messenger RNA, 1317 nt
Organism: Mucor mucedo
Lineage: Eukaryota; Fungi; Mucoromycota; Mucoromycetes; Mucorales; Mucoraceae
Product: vacuolar fusion protein MON1
Exons: 6
Coding region: 1-1317 (438 amino acids)
Biological process (GO): protein targeting to vacuole; vesicle-mediated transport
Cellular component (GO): Mon1-Ccz1 complex; fungal-type vacuole membrane
Source: RefSeq, a predicted model, not a curated record
AUGCAAGAACCGGUAUUCAUUGAGAGAGAUAAUAGCAACAGUGGUAGUUCAACAGAGGAUGACAAUUCCAUUAAGCCUUCUUCCUACGAAUCGAGUUAUUCUUCUAAUUCCACCAACAGCGAUCAAGUAAAGUGUUACAACAAGUUGAAACGACAAGGUUCGAGAAGUUCAAUCAUUGUGCGAGAUGAGAGUGCAGUACAAUCUAAACCAGAACCCAGUACUUGGCUUCAACACAAGAAACAUUUUUUCAUUCUUAGCAGUGCUGGUAAACCUGUGUGGACAAGAUAUGGAGAUGAAUCUCGGUUAUCUUCAUUAAUGGGUGUUAUUCAAGCCAUUAUAUCAUUUUUUCAAGAUAGUGAUGAUACUAUAAAGACCAUUAAUGCAGGUCAUCAUAAAUUUGUUUUCCUUUUAAAGGAACCCCUUUACUUUGUUUCUGUUUCCAGAACAGGUGAAUCUGAAAGUCAACUUCGGGAUCAGUUGAUAUACCUUCACAAUCAAAUCCUAAGUGUACUGACCAGUGUUCAAUUAACGAGAAUAUUUGAACAACGGGUCAAUUUUGAUCUUCGUCGACUAUUAGGAGGUACAGAAGUUUUCUUGGAUAGCUUAUCAACGUUAUUCAAUAAUGACCAUAGUUUCAUGCUGAGUGGUUUACAAUGUCUAAGGUUGAAUCGGACGGUCCGAGAUCAAGCAGGUGGAAUUUUGACAGAUGGAAAAGUAAAGAAUUUAUUAUAUGCCAUGGUGGUAGCAGAUGGAAAGUUAGUGACGUUAUUGAGACCAAGGAAACACAGUUUACAUCCGUCUGAUUUGCAUCUGCUUUUCAAUAUGCUGACUGGUUCUACAACAUUCCACACAGCUGAAUCAUGGACUCCACUUUGCUUACCAAAGUUCAAUUCCAGAGGCUUCCUACAUGCCUAUAUAUGUUAUAUUGAACAAGGCAUCUCGAUUGUGGUGAUAAGUACAGACAAGGGAAAUUUUUUCGAGAUCAGUGAAUGGAAGACGGCUAUUUUGGAGGCAAUGGAAAAGAAUAAAGUGUUGGAGAGUAUUAAGGAAGCAUCAGAAAAGUUAUACAUGGUGGAAGAAAUACAGAUACCUUCGUUACUUCAUUUCAUGUAUAAAUCCAAAGUACACGUCCAAUUCACAACACCUGGAUUUAGUGGUCCUUAUGUAAAUGAUUGCGAUAGAAGGAGAUUGUUUAGACUGUAUCAACAUGUUCAUGACCGAAUGCAUAGUAGAUCAAGACCAUUAAAGUUAUAUUACGUAAACAGUGAUAAGGAGAUUUUAUUAGGAUGGUUCCAAUCAAUUGUUGAGAUGGAUUAA